This is a messenger RNA of Hypanus sabinus (Atlantic stingray), 1041 nucleotides long. It is a transcript of the gene atf1, whose product is annotated as activating transcription factor 1. The record is from RefSeq and is a predicted model, not a curated record. Gene Ontology annotation, molecular function: RNA polymerase II cis-regulatory region sequence-specific DNA binding; protein binding; DNA-binding transcription factor activity, RNA polymerase II-specific. Gene Ontology annotation, biological process: regulation of transcription by RNA polymerase II. NCBI's taxonomy places the organism in Eukaryota, Metazoa, Chordata, Chondrichthyes, Myliobatiformes, Dasyatidae. Gene Ontology annotation, cellular component: nucleus; ATF4-CREB1 transcription factor complex. Bases 116 to 937 code for a protein of 273 amino acids. The transcript has 6 exons.
GGGAGUAGGUGGAGGGGAUGAAGCAGCGGGUACACCAGCCAACCUCUGUGUCCAGCUAAUGUGAUGUCACUCCUCCCCCCCCUACCCCUCUCCAUCCCAUUGCAGGUAGCCAGUAAUGGAGGAGGUGCAGCGUGAUGAACAUAACAGUACAGACACAGAGACGUCCAACCCCACCACCCUCAAACAUGAGGACAUAGAGGAGACCCAGAAGGAGUCGGUGCAGUCGGAAAGUAAGGAUGUCCAGGAACCAUCAAACGAUGUGUCCUCUUCGCAGGAGUCCCAUGAGUUGCUCACCAACUGCACAUCAUACAGGAAGAUGCUGGAAGACUUGUCACCAGGAGACGUGACGACCAAGGAGGAUGACCGAGGGAACAAGGAGGCCGAUGGCACUCCCCUCACUACUUUGACAGUCCCUGCACCUCUCUACCAAACCAAUACAGGACAGUACAUUGCCCUCACUCCAGGUGGAGGCAUCCAGUUGGCCAGUGUGGGGGCUGAAGGCGUCCGUGGUCUGCAGGCACUCACAACGUCCAGUGCCGGGGCUGUGCAACAGGGGCCCACCUUUCUACAAUAUGCACAGACGACAGAUGGGCAGCAGAUCCUGGUCCCCAGCAACCAAGUUGUACUGCAAACUGCCUUGGGAGACGUCCCGACCUACCAGAUCCAGACCACCCCAUCUACCAACGCUCUGUCGCAGACGGUGAUGAUGACUUCGCCCAUCACUUUCCAAACACAUGCCGGCAAGACUGAGGAUGCCACACUGAAGCGGGCAAUCCGGCUGAUGAAGAACAGGGAGGCUGCAAGGGAGUGCCGCAGGAAGAAGAAGGAGUAUGUGAAGUGUUUGGAAAAUCGCGUGGCAGUGCUUGAGAACCAGAACAAGACUCUAACUGAUGAGCUGAAGGCCCUGAAAGACCAUUACUGUCACAAAACUGCCUAGGCACUUUGAACCCUGAACCCUGAACCCUCCCCAAAUAGGGCUGUCUGACUGGAAGGACAUGGGCACUGUUUUCAGAAGCUACAAUUUAAAGAUGCAUUGAAGGA